CGGGAGGGCGGGCGGACGGAGCCCCGGCCGCGCACCGGCGGUCACGGCGCUCGGGAACGGCCGCUCCCGCGGCAGCAGCGCGCCCGGAGCGGAGCGGGGCUCGGCUGGCGGCGGGGAUGCGCGGGAGCGGCGGGCAGCCCUGCCCUGCCCUGAGCCAGCACCGGUAGCAUCCAGUGCUUUGCUGCUGCAGUGCACAAUAGCUCUUCCCAAAUAAGUGGGCUAACUCCUGCACUAACAGCUCAAUUGUGCUUAAAAGCUGCAAUGCAUCAAGACCUUUAAAAUGUGUUAAGGCCCAGAGAUCUCAGGCCCACUGAGAGCUGGGUGCCUGGUGGUGUGACCUGGUGCAAUCUGGUGGUGUGAGCAGGAGGGACCCCUCGCAGAGUGCUGGCAUUCCUUAAAAAUCCAGCAACUGGGAAAUGAUGAGUGUGAGGAACAGACUGCAGAACUGGACAUUCAGUGUCUGUGCAGGACUUUGAAUGCAGAAGUCACCACAAUGAUGCCAAGCUCUUAUACUGUGCUUUUUACUUAUAGCCAUGUAAGAACCUAAACAAGGAGACAUAAAUUAUUGACCAGAGAAUGGCCCACCGAAGCCCAAUCUUCCCAACUCUUGCCCCUUCUGAAAGACGGGUCCGAAACAUCCCUCUGCACAGCCAGGCACUGACAGCGGUCCCGCUGGCAUCCGCCAGCCUGGUGGAUCAGCUGGAGGACAGAAUCCUGAGCCAUGAGAAAACAACAGCGGCUCUUGUGGAACACGCUUUUCGCAUUAAGGAGGACAUUGUUUCCACGCUGCACAGAAUGCAGAACAAAGGGGGGGGUGACCGGUUGGCAAGGCAACUCCUGGAGGAACACAUCCGAAACAUAACAGCGAUAGUGAGGCAGCUCAAUCGGGACAUCGAGAUGCUGCAGGAGCAGAUACGUGUCAGAGACAAUCUCAGCUAUGGAACAAAUUCUACCCUGAAGAGUCUUGAAAUGCGGCAGCUUUCUGGCCUAGGAGAUCUUCGGGGAAGAGUCGCAAGGUGUGAUGCUGGGUUAGCCAGGCUGUCUGCAGAGCAUAAAAUUACCUAUGAAAGACUUCAGAGUCUAAGUAAAGACCAACACACCUCCAAGCUGAUCUUAGAAUCUAAAAUCAAAGAGGCAGAAAUACAGAUUUCUCAUCUGCUGAGCAGAGUAGAGCAAUCAAUAAUACAACAAGAAGCAAAGCUGAAGAUUGCCUACAAAGAGAGCAACCAACAGCUGCAAGUCCUGGACACAAAAUUAAAAGAUGCUGUUGAGGAGCUCAGCAAUCAGAUUUUGUCUGCACGGAGCUGGUUGGAACAGGAACAUGGAAGGACUGAAAAAGAGCUCGUACAAAAAAUUGACCAACUCUCCCUGACUUUUAAGGAAAGCACUGAAAUGAGUGAGAGAGGUAUUGAGAUGAAAUUCAACCAAAUGGCAGAGAAAAUUGAGAGAAUAGAAGAAAUGCAGAAGAUAACCAUGGAAGCACAUGAAGCAAAACAGACUGAAGAAAAGAUAAAUAUUCGCAUUAUCAAACUUCAAAAUGAGAUAAACGAAGAUAUAAAAGAAAUGAAAGCUGAAGUCAACGCUGGGUUUGCAGCUAUCUAUGAGAGCAUUGGGUCUCUACGGCAAGUUCUAGAAGCCAAAAUGAAGCUGGACAGAGAUGAGCUACAGAAGCAGAUCCACCAAAUGAAGCAGGAGGUUCCAAGGUGGGGAGAGGCUGGACCAUGACUGCAAGAUUUUGUCUGAGAGAUUAGUGUUUACCUGGCUACUAGGCAGACUCUAGUGUUGUUCCAAUUUGUAAUGCCAAUUACCUGCAUGUACCAAAUGACAUGCUGCUGCUGCUGCUGCUGCUGCUGCUGCUGCUGCUGCUGCUGCUGCUGCUGCUGCACAGGUGAAUUUACUUACUGCUCACAGCAGUAAAUGCAAGCUGUUCAUGGAUAACUGGCAAUGAGCCUUCUGAGCUGAGGUGCUGCUUUGCCACUGCACUACUCCUGUUGCUGUCAGGAAAUUUAGCACUGUGUAAAACUGGAGUAAUGCAUUGGUAAAGUUGGCACCUAGUUUGCUAAAGGCAUUCCAGUUUUGCAGUCUUGAUCAGGCAGCUAUAUGCUUUUAUAUGCACCUGCACCCCUCCACCUUUAAAAACAAAAGGCAAGUUGCUAUCAUUUGUUUCAUAUGAAUUUGGCAAGGUUCUCCACCUUGACACAAAUUACUUAGUUGAAAUCAGUGAACAUUUUUACAGUGACUUUCUCUACUAUUGACUUCUUGGGAAGACAGAAUUGGCACUGAACAGACUAAUCUUCAAAAUCUAGACACCAUCAGAAGAUCUUUGUUUAGGUUUGCAAAUAUCCUGUGUGUGAAAACUAGGUAGUGUUACAUAAUGUAGUUGUAACUAAUAUGGUUCAUAAACAACAUAAGAAACUUAACUUAUAUGGUCUUAAGUAUUGUAACCUUCUAAAAUUAAUAGCCAAGAGGAGCUGACACAAGGGAAAAGAUGUAUAUAGAGUAUUUUUACUGGGCAUAUGUUCCUGUGAUUUGCUUCAUUAUCUUGAUAAAAACUUAGAAAGGUUUGAGAACUAAAGAGAAGGUGAUGAUUUAACCUAGUCUGGAGAUUGUAAUGUAAAAUAAAAUGCAGUUUAUGAUUUCCUUAGAAAUUUUCAUUGAAGUAAAAAAAUUUAUUCAUCAUAUUUAAGUAGUCUUUAAUAGUUUAGCAGGCUCAAAUCGCUAAUUGCAUUCACAUUAUUGCCAGAUAAUAAUUUCUAUUCCCAGAAGAGAUUGCAUAAUGAAAAUCAGCACCCAUGUGGCAUAUUAUCUAGAUAAGAAAAAAAUAUAUGUUGUUUUUACUUCUUGAUUCAUAGCAUGAUAUAUUGCUUCUCAUGUUUGUAAGUCAUGCAGGAUUAAACCCUCAUGAAAAAUAAGACUUUAUCCAUCAUCCUACUAAUUUAUACUAUUAAUAGUAAUUAAUAUACAAAAAUAAUAUUAAUUCACAGAAUUUACAGCACUGUUAACCUAAAUAAAUUAAUGUAGGAUAUCUCUACACUGCCCUUAAUAAACCUUUCAUUCAGCUAGUAUUGGAAAAACAUAUUUUGAUUUAGAAAAUCAGUGGCAAAUCUCACUUCCAUAAAAGACAUUUUGGUCCACAGAGUCACCAUAUAUAAAACAAACAAAGAAUUAAAAAACUGCUUCAAGAAUUUAGUCAUUAACUUCAGUAAGUCAGUGUAGAGUAAAAAUCAAGUAAAUGCAUACAUCUUUACAGGAUUAUAUUCAAGUUUAUAUUCACUUCCUCUAUAGUUGAAAGUCAUUGAAGUCUCAAAGGCACAUUAAGCAUUUGCAGCUUUGCCUUGCAGUGCUCUCUGACACAAACCAGGAAUACCAGAGGCAGUUUUGUUAUCAUCCAUGUCCUGUGACACAUAUUUACAAUGGCACCUGAGGGGAAAGCCCAGUUCCCUAAAGGAGAUAAUUAAAUGCUUGUAGAUAUUUCUCAGGAAUUGUCUCCAAAAUUCAAUCUUACUUCAUGCAUGUAUUCUUAUCUAUCCUUAAAUAUUUAGCCAUGUGCAGUAGAAAUGCUAUCACUGGUGUUUUAUUAAAAAAAACCCCAAACAGUAACAAAGAGAGAAAUGGAAAGUGACAGACCAAAACCAGAAUAAUUCUUAUAUUUUGUAAUUGGAAGUCUGUACCUGAGAAAAUCUGGUAUGAUAUGAAGAGCAUAGAAGGAAUCAGAAACAAUUUAUAUAGGACUUUAAUAAUCUGUUUCUCUUGUAAAAAUCUCGUAUGAUUGAUCCAGAUAUACAACAACACAUGAAACCCAAUCCAAUUUUACCUUUUCUGUCUUAAAAAUAUUUUUUUCCUAAAUCUCAGCUAAAGCAAAUAAGUAAAAGCCCAAAUAAAAUAAUAUCAACCUACUGCCAAGCAGUGUCUUCAAGCCAUAAAGUGCUAAGUGGAGGGAGGCCCAGGGCCAGCCAUGUCUCAUGGGCAUUGUCUGCCAGGGAGUGCUCAUAUGUGCUGAGUCCUUCUAGGGACAAUUUAGAGUUGUUUCUGAGGGUUCUCUGAUCAUCUUAACAUGUAAGGGCAAAAUCCUCUCCUCAGACCCAGCACCCCCUCAGGGGAACAACUGUGAAGCCACAGGACAGUGCUGCAGACACUGAUCUGUGGAAGCUUGAUUUUGCCAAACAGAAACUGAUUCUGACCCACAGAGAUCCUGUAAAGCCAAAAAGAAGGGAACAGCAGUGCUUGAAACCAGAGCUGCCCCUAUUUUUUCCUUCUAAGCUGGUGUCCAAUGGGAUUUUUGUGUUCCAGUCCUUCAGGGACACCAGGGUCCACUUUUGAUGGUGGAAUAAUGUGCUUUCUUUGUUCAGCACAAGUACUCAUGCUAUGAAUCUCAGGUUUCUGCACCAAGUUCAAGCCUGCCAAGGCCACAAAAGGAACGAGGUAGUGUUUGUGUGGAUGGCACUUGAGCAACAGAAUGAGACUUGGGAAAGUAUAAUACUAAAUGUGCACAAAGUACUAUUUAAAUCACAAAGUUCACUGACACAACCAUAAACCCUCUGAAGGAAGGACUGGGAGGAGCCUUAGGAAGUCACCUGCUCCACCUCUCCACUCUGAAAUAGAUCCAACUCUACCUAAAAUAUUUGUCAUAGACACUUCUGUAACUUGCUUAUAACAGUCUUUUAAGAAUAAGCCAUUGAUUAAUGCAGUUUGUUCCACUGCUUAAAGAAGAUUGCCUUGCCACCCAAACACCUAAACUAGGACAAGACAUAAUAGCCUUAAAUUUCAAGCACAGAGGACACAAAACCUAGUUUAUUACAUUGUUUCCUGCAUGUUCAUUAGUUAUUUAAGGCAAUCUGUGUAUAACACAUGAUUCAAAUGAAGCUUCACAGGGAUAUUUGCACAAUAUUUCUUAAUUUUCUUUUCCUUCCUACUUUCAUAUAAAACACACCAAACCAGCAACACCCAGCCCAAAGAAACCACCACCACAAAACCACCAAAACAGCCAAAAGCAGACCACUUAAAACUCCUGAAGUUUUAAAAUCUUCCUUUUGUCAGCUAUUUCAUGUGCAUGAGGCUUAAAUCACUUGUGGUGUGCAGACCAUACUGUUCAGUCAGCUGUGUAGCACAUACUGAGUGUCAUAAGUUAAACCCACUGGAAAAUGUUUAACUGGGGUUUUACAUGGGGCUUACAUGGCUUUUACAUUAGCAUGUGGUAACACAGUAGAACCAUGGUUCCGUGCAGUGAGGGACUUGGCUGGAAUCAGAAUUAUGUCAGUAAUUACAGAACAAUUGUGCUGUUUAUACUCAUUAAACAAACCAAAGGAAUGGUGCCAGGAAGAAGUUUAAAGGAUGACCCUAACUCCCACAUGCAGUUGUUUACGUAGUAAGUUUUGUGUUGUGGAUACUUUAUAUUGUGGAUAUCUUUGUCAUUACAAUCUGAUAUAGCUCAAUAGACAGUUGCCAUGUUAGAGAAAAGCAGUGUGAAUGAUAAUGAAGAGCAUUGUAUUCCUGUAACAUCAAUUUAAACGGAAAGUCAAAACUUCCUUUUCUCAAUUUCUGUUUUGUGUUCCACCUCCACGAGCAUCUGGCCAUCUGGGGCAGAAUGUUCUCUGUAUGCAAGAAUUAAAGUGCUCAUUAGACAUGUUUUCCAAUAAUGAAAACGUCUAAUAAGACACGGAUGACAAUCGGAUGAACCCCUCCUAUGUGUAGGGGAGGAAUUCCUCCUGUGACACUCCCCACGCUGUAAGAAAUUCGGAGGCAAAUUUGGAAGAAACCAAGGAAAUUGGGCUGGCGGUCUCUCCUCAAUUUGCCACAGGGUGUCACUGUUACUCUUGGCAAGUGAAGGACGGGUCUCACUGUACCUGUGUGAUCCAUAGAUGCUGCAAUCCCACUGGGACGGGGCUGAAAGUAUUUACCAUGUACUUUGACAAAAGGAAAAAAAAAAAAGAAUAUUCUAAAGACGUCACUCUGUAAAAUCACAAUAAAAUAAAAUAAUUAAAUAAAA
Molecule: messenger RNA, 5986 nt
Organism: Poecile atricapillus (Black-capped chickadee)
Lineage: Eukaryota; Metazoa; Chordata; Aves; Passeriformes; Paridae
Gene: FAM81A
Product: family with sequence similarity 81 member A
Exons: 10
Coding region: 577-1725 (382 amino acids)
Source: RefSeq, a predicted model, not a curated record